Molecule: messenger RNA, 1622 nt
Organism: Rhagoletis pomonella (apple maggot)
Lineage: Eukaryota; Metazoa; Arthropoda; Insecta; Diptera; Tephritidae
Product: glutathione S-transferase theta-1-like
Biological process (GO): glutathione metabolic process
Cellular component (GO): cytoplasm
Molecular function (GO): glutathione transferase activity
Source: RefSeq, a predicted model, not a curated record
GAGAGCAUAAAAAUUCCGACAUUACUUUUUGACAUGCAUUUUUGACCACCCUAAUGCACAUAUCUUAAAAGUCACUUAUGUUUAUCAAUCUCGGUCAAAUGUUUGUCAAUACUGAUUUAAAAAAAACGUUAUCUAUAAGACAGAAAUACAAACCAAAUCUUUAGUUUUUUGCAAAUGUCCUAAAAAAUUAAAUAUUUGUUGUAGGCCUACUACGACUUUCUUGAGGUGGAUAAAGUAGCAACUUUAAAUUUUUUUAGUCAUGCGUUGGAACUAAUAGAUUGUACUUUGUAUUUAAACCCCAGUUUAUCUCCCGGUAUUUGAGGAAAGGUGCUGAAGUGGCAGUCCUUGGCCACAUAUUAAUCUGGGUGGUUCCGGUUACGUUGCGUCGUAGUGACGUGAUAUAUAUACAUAUGUAUGUUGUGUUUACGUAUGGCAUUAAUUAAAAUAAUAAAUUUUCUGAUUGCUUUAGGUAAUUAGUGGUAUACAAUCUUACUGUUAAAAAAAAAAAUAAAAAAUUAUCGGUGAAACGUCUUUUUGCAUAGAUUUAUUUAAUUAGGCAGUGCAGUAAAACAAGCUAACUAUUUAAGUGAACUUUGCACCAAUAACUAAAAGACAGCGCGCUCUUACUCUCUUAAAAAAAAAACCUUAUAAACAACAAAUAAAUAAUUAAUUACUCAUUCUCGUAUGCCAAAAAAAAAUGAGCACCAAAGGGAUUAAGAGAGCGGCUAGCUUACGUACAAAUAAUUCAUUGGCUGGCAAAUUAAAUACUUUGCAACGUUCAGUAGUUGAACGCGGAACGCCAACAAGCGCGGAAGCAUAUAAAGGUGUUUUUACCAUGUAUAGAGAGAAAAAACAUUGAUUGCCAUUUUGCCGGCCUCCAAAGGUGAUCAUGUCACUACGAUUCUAUUAUGAUUUGAUGUCGCAGCCAUCGCGUGCACUGCACAUCAUACUAAAAAUAAGCGGUGCUCAGUUCGAAGAUUGUCCAGUAGCGCUGCGAAAAGGUGUUUGGCUGAUUAUGAUGUGCGCAUAAAAUAUCCAAAAAUCAAGGCAUGGCUAAAACGCGUUCGCGCCGGUUGCAAUCCGCACUAUGAUAAAGCCCACGAAAUGGUUUAUAAGAUAAGCGGCACUGCCCCAAAUGCGAAGCUGUGAAAAUCCAUUAAAUUCAAAUGCUGAAUUUUUUGUUACUUUCGCAUGAAUAACUAAUAGUAGGCAAGUAAGGAAAGAAAAUGAAAUAAAGAAUCAAAAAAUUAAUUAAAUUGAUUAUGGAGUGAGGGAAUCCUUCCAAUCCUCUUGGAAGUCAAACAACAUAUUUGCCAACAUUUUGUUUAUUAUCUUUUCAGAGAUUUCAGACAACUCCGCCUCUUUCAGUGCAUCACAAUUUCGGCACUCAGCAAAAUGCCGCAAAUGCUAAGACCAUACUCGAUGUGAGGCGUACGAUUUGACGCAUCCGGAAUCCAAACUGAAGCUCUGUGAAUAAGAUAAGUAGAGCCAUUGGGCAGGCUACGGCCAACUCUACUGCAGCAUGUCACAAUUCGUGGAAUUUCACUCGCAUCCGUUUUCAAUUACGGCUUCAGCGUUAUGAAAUGUAUUUUCUUUUAAAUAAAUUUAGCUCCAUCCAAACA